Molecule: messenger RNA, 624 nt
Organism: Porites evermanni
Lineage: Eukaryota; Metazoa; Cnidaria; Anthozoa; Scleractinia; Poritidae
Source: the annotation of a GenBank genome assembly
AUGACGCCGAACAUUCACCGUGGCCAGUUACGUCUGUGCUGCGUUUUUUUCGUUCUUUGGCUUCUCGUCCAAGGCAGUAAAAGUACAUAAACUUGAAAAUUCUCAUCAAUUUUCUUACUCAUUAUAAUCGCUGUUUCUUGCUAAAGGUGAUUUCUUAGCGUUUGAAAAUAGCAAGAGCAGAUGAAGUUUUAGGGUGUGGCACGUUCGCAAAGAAGAAAUUAAAUUGCGUCGAAAAUCAGUUGUGGGUUCAGUUAAUGGGUUAACAUUAAAAUAAUUAUAAAUAACUAGUUAUUAAAAAAAUCGUAUUCUUUGUGUUCUUAUAAUUGAUAUUGCAAAUAUUUUAAUUUUUAUUUCUUUUAAAUAGCAGGCAUCUUUAAAGCUGGUAAAGCCAACGUGACUACAGUUUCUCCUGGGCUAUUCGCUUGCCAACAGGUCUCGUUUGCGACACCUUUCCAUGGUGGACACGAAGUUACUGUUCUUGCUUCACUGGGUCGUUCCAUCAAAAGCCCUACUCGUGGUAACGGGGGCGCCAUCUGGGUGGAAUCAGUAGAUCAAAGUGGUUUCAAGGCUUGUAUUCUAGAAUACAGUGAUGGGUCCAAUAACACACGGAGGUGGACUGGAUAG